This is a messenger RNA of Menidia menidia (Atlantic silverside), 4451 nucleotides long. Lineage: Eukaryota; Metazoa; Chordata; Actinopteri; Atheriniformes; Atherinopsidae. The record is from the annotation of a GenBank genome assembly.
GGAGGGGCUGGCUUCGGUGAGCUGGUGGGCUUCCACUGCCUCACAGACACAUUUUAUUGACUUGCUAAUUGGAUGAGGCUCUCGGAGGAGAGGAUGCGGUGACCAGGAGGAGCAGCGCGCCAGAGGAGGGAUACAGGCACAAGAAAGCAUCGCUCGGCUUGCGUAAAUCCGGCCACUUAAUCUCAUCAUCUUCUUUUUUUUUUUUCCUGCAGACAUAACAACAGAUGUUUCUGAGCAUCUCUCAGUGACCCUCGCAACGUGCAGAUGAUUUUUUUUUUAUACAUGACAUUGUCGAACGGAGGGCUUUCAGUUGCCAGACGCUUCGUGACCAAAGUGAAUGAUAAAAAAAAAAAUUCCGGCUCCCUUUCACAUGUUUUCAUCUUGGGUUCAUCAGCUGGAGCAAUAUUUUUUUCCCUCGGCGUUCUUUGAUGUGAAUGGUUGUGUGAUGGCUGGAUAAAUUCUUCAUCGGAUCAGAAGCACAAGGAGCUGAGAGUGGAUUUUCUUCAGGAGGAAAAUGAAGGUGCCACUGUCCUGAGGUCUGCUGUCCCAAUGAGCCAAGCAGCCAACUCGCAGAAACGCACCACCUACCUCAUCUCCCUCACUCUGGUGAAGGUUGAGGCUGUGCCAGACGAUGUUGCGGGGAACCAGACAGAGGCUCUUCCAGAGGGGGAAGGGAUCCCGAAGAGGGCGAAGGAAGAGGAGGGGAUGGACGUGAGCCUUGCUCCCGAGAAUGCAGAAAGACCUUUAAGCGUGGAAGUGGCGGAAAAAGAAAACGCGCACAGGGAAGAGGAGGUGGAACAGGUGCGUGACAAGUAUGGCAGCCCCGCUGAGAGCAGGGCUAAGCCGGAGAAGCGAGAGUUGCACACACACCAAAAAGACAUCGCGACGUUGGGAAAGGGCAAAGACACCUCAUUUCUACAUCAGCCCGUUAAGCAAAUGGUUAAAGUUUAUGGAGGGCCUGCCCCUGAAGGCACCGUGCGCAGAGAGGGGCCUCGCUCGGACGCCAUGCGCCCUAAGACGGAGCUCUACCGGGAACCUCCCACACUGUUCGCCAAGGGGGAAAAUGGAGCAGACUUGAACAGUCGGUCACGUUCUAGUCUGCCCUUUUCCGUCCCGCCACCAAUCAGCCAGCAUCCUGAAGUGGUAAUGAGGUCACAUGCAGGAGGUAACUCUGCAUGCUGGAGGGAGCUCAGAGAGGCCAACACAACUGUGUAUCACUCUGCUAAGACUCUGGAGCGCAGAGAUAACCGCGUCGGGGACCAGUCCCCCUUAAUGGCAGCUACAACCAUGGGGCCUUACAGGGCGUCCUGGGCCGACAGUGACGGCAGAGGGACUCUCAUUCGACCCGGGGCUCCCAUGAGUGGAGGAUUUUCAGGCGUAAUGGCGCGGGAGAGCCCACAAGGGGAGAGGUAUAAGGCAGUCUGCGUUUCUCUACCAACCCCUCCAGUCCCCGACGUGCCCAGGCCUCCCAGAAAAGGUACAAGUCGUACCCUCGACAACAGUGACCUGCACUCCCUCUCUGAGGACCUGAAGAAAGCGAAGGAGGGUCAGGGGGGAACGAUACAGCGUGCUCCUCCCCGGGAUCGCAAAAUGCUCAAGUUCAUUAGUGGGAUUUUUACCAAAAGUACCGCUGGACCUCCCAGUGUCAACACAGCAGCUCCCAUCUACCCAGCUGUGGAGAGGGGCUCCAGUGAGGAGGAAGCUCCAUGCAGCAGUCAAGAGUGGCCAAUGAGUCAAACUGUGCAAGAACUUCAUCUGGGUGUAUUGGGAGGCCUGUGCAGUGGGAAAUCGGCUCUGGUUCACAGACACUUAACAGGAAGUUACCUGCCGCUGGAGAACGCAGAGGGACGACAGUACAUUAAGGAUGUGCAGGUGGAUGGACACAGCCACCUGCUGAUAAUCAGAGAAGAGACAGAACUUCCGGGCCCUCAGCUUGCAAACUGGGUAGAUGCUGUCAUCUUGGUCUUUAGUUUGGAGAAUGAGGCCAGCUACCAGGAAGUUUAUAAAAACUACCACCAACUCGCUAUGCAUCGGCCUGUCACCGAGAUACCUUUCAUAGUAGUUGGCACCCAGGGUGAUCGGUUUAUCCGUUUUCUAGAUAAGAUCAGCAGCACCAACCCGAGGGUAAUAGACGAUGCCAAGGCCAGACAGCUCUGCUCAGAUGUCCGGCGCUGCACUUAUUAUGAGACCUGUGCGACCUACGGCCUCAAUGUGAACAGAGUCUUCAACGAUGCUGCUCAGAAGAUCAUGGCAGCCAAGAAGCAAGCAGCUUUACUGGCUUCUUGUAAAUCUCUUCCAAACUCUCCCAGUCACUCUGGAGGCUCCACGCCAGUGUCCGGAGUCUUUCCAGGACAGGCAAGUAACGGUGGCCAGAGCAGUGAUUAUUCUUCUUCGCUUCCCUCCACUCCUGUGAUCAGUCAUAAAGAGAUUGGCAGAACACUGAGAGGCGAGAAAUCAGACAGUGGUGCACCCGGAUCAGUCCGCAGUGUUCGAAGGCGUGCGCCUAGAUUUGCUGGUCGGAGAGGCAGUGACUCAAACAGAAGGAGUGCAGACUUUAAGGGGGAUUUUGGCAGCGGGCGCUACAUUCCCAUCAAGCAGGGCAUCCUGCUGAAGCGCAGUGGCAACUCGCUCAACAAAGAGUGGAAGAAGAAGUAUGUCACACUGUCCAACGAUGGCAUUCUCUCCUAUCACUCCAGCGUGAAUGAGUACAUGCUGAAUACCCCGGGGAAAGAGAUGGACCUGCUGAGAGUGACGGUGAAGGUGCCGGGAAAACGACCGCCCCGUGCUGUGCCCACGUGUGGCCCCCCAGCAGGGCUCAAUGGGAGGGUGAAAGAUGUGCUGGGACCUGAGGUGAGCGCAAGUAAUCUGCUCCAAGUGGAGGAGAUGGAAGGGCUGGGAGGAGCAUUGUUUCUGAGGAGUAACAUAGGUGUUCAGCGGUGCCCUUCUACUCUAUCCAAUCAUGCUCAAGGUGUUGACUCUGCAGUUGAAGGAGUCUCCAGCUCUUCUUCUACCAAAGAUGUAGGUUCUGCUUCCCCAUGCACAGACAGGAAGAAGAAUCGCAGAAAGAAGAGCAUGAAUCAGAAAGGAGAUGCAACCAUGGGCCAGGCAGAUGCCAAGCGUAAAAUGUGGAAACUCAAAAGUUUUGGUAGCCUAAGAAACGUAAGCAAGACAGAUGAGGACAAUUUUGAAUUCCUUGUUGUGUCGAGCACUGGCCAGACAUGGCAUUUUGAAGCCCAGAGUGUGGAGGAGAGGGAUUCCUGGGUCCAAGCCAUUGAGAGCCAGAUUCUGGCCAGCCUGCAGCUGUGUGAGAGCAGCAAACACAAGGCAAGAAGCAGCAAAACACAUGAGUCACAACAUGGUUUUUAUUUUUUUGAUCGCAAGAACAGUCAGAGUGAUGCUGUGGCACUGCAGGCCAUCCGCAAUGCAAAGGGGAACAGCUUCUGUGUAGACUGCGAAGCUCCAAAUCCAACAUGGGCCAGUCUGAACCUGGGAGCUCUCAUUUGCAUCGAGUGUUCUGGGAUUCACAGAAACUUGGGAACGCACCUGUCACGGGUUCGCUCCCUCGCCCUGGAUGAUCUUCCCAGAGAGCUCACGCUGGUUCUCAGUGCCAUCGGUAACCACCUGGUCAACAGUUUAUGGGAGGCACGCACAAUGGGUCACCGUAAACCCACCCCUGAUGCCACACGGUACACGAACAGAUUAGAGGAGCGGGAGUCGUGGAUCCGAGCCAAGUACGAGCAGAAAUUGUUUGUGGCGCCAUUGCCUCCUCCCACCCCCAGCGAGGGCCUAGACAUCACUUUAUCAGGCCGUCUUGUGUUGGCAGUGAUGGAGCGCAAUCUGCCCAAGCUGCUGCUCCUUUUGGCCCACUGCACGAAGGAGGACAUUAAUGGCCCUCUCAGCCUCUCGCUCUCCUCCAGGUCGCUCUUAGCGCUGCGGCUGCCUGGCUCUGCCCUGCACGCCGCCUGUCAACAAGCCGACGUGGUGAUGACGCAGCUCCUCGUUUGGUAUGGCUGUGAUGUCCGGUAUCGGGACGCUCAGGGGCAAACAGCUUUGGCUCUGGCUCAAAAUGCUGGAAGCCAGGAGUGUGUUGACAUCCUUCUGCAGUACGGAUGCCCGAAUGAAGCGCCCUCCUCCUCCUCCUCCGUCGCCGUGACAUCCGGAUUCGCAUCAGCCGCCACAUCCAGCUUCCCAGUUGCCAUGACACCAAGUUUAACAGUUGCCACGACACUUAAAAUCUCAAACAAGAGCAGCAGUACCAACAUCAGUUACAGCACCUCCAGAAGAGCAGUAUCAUAAUCUCAAUGUGCCGUGGCAUACUGUGUGUGUGUGUGUGUAUGUGACCUAGUCGCUUCCCCCUCAUUGUGUCCUGUACAUGCAGACGGGCUCGUUGGACUGAUCAGCGCGUUGACAGAUGGCGCGUUCCUGGAGGAAAAUGGGGUUGUUGAGGUGUA